Messenger RNA from Mytilus trossulus (common blue mussel), 774 nucleotides. RefSeq lists its product as uncharacterized. The transcript is spliced from 3 exons. The coding region runs from base 1 to 729 and encodes 242 amino acids. Lineage: Eukaryota; Metazoa; Mollusca; Bivalvia; Mytilida; Mytilidae. The record is from RefSeq and is a predicted model, not a curated record.
AUGAUAAGGGUUACUCCGGAAAAGUGGAAGGAAUAUAAGGAGUUCUACAUAGGUUAUAAAAGGGACAUUUUGAAUAACCUUGUGACAUUGGAUGGUCGUCUGCAGAACUGGGCUCCGUGGGAAGGUGAUGAACCUAGUGGAGGUCCGCAGGAUACCUGCGUUUCGUCGUUUAACAGAGAUGGUACUUUCUGGGAUGAAGAUUGUACUUACACAUACCAUGCUAUAUGUCAGUGGCCAAAAUUUCUUGCCAAAUUUUGGGAUGCAACAACAACGAAUGUAGCAGCAACCGAAAACGAGACUACAACUGCCACAACAGAAGCAUUAUCAAAUAAAAACAAAAUUGAAACUACCACCAGUGACGUCACAACAGAAAAUAUUAGACCUGUAACAACAGCACAUAAUAUGGAGGUCACAACAGAUCAAUCUUGUCGGUGUAUUUGCAAAUCAGAGAACGUCAACACUACUAUAAGUGUAGAAGAAAAAGCUGAAAUAGCAGCAAACAUUUCAAAGGAACUUUCUGUAAAUAAAGAGACUUUGUCGUCAACUAUUCGAUCAAAAACAUCAGCUAAAGACGACAGACCAUCUUCUGCCAGUAUAGGAUAUAUAGGAGUGAUACUAUUAGUCACUGUCUUUGGUGGACUUAUUAUUUUAGAUAUUCCUGGUUUCGUGACAAUUGUAAAAUUACGAUUUUAUGAUUUGAAAAGGUGUUGCCAAAUAUUCAAAUCGUAAUAAAUUCAAGUAACUGUCUCAUGCAGUCUUUAUGUACAUCAGGGU